Molecule: messenger RNA, 1988 nt
Organism: Notothenia coriiceps (black rockcod)
Lineage: Eukaryota; Metazoa; Chordata; Actinopteri; Perciformes; Nototheniidae
Product: inactive carboxypeptidase-like protein X2
Exons: 12
Coding region: 354-1988 (544 amino acids)
Biological process (GO): proteolysis
Molecular function (GO): metallocarboxypeptidase activity; zinc ion binding
Source: RefSeq, a predicted model, not a curated record
GUUUUAAUCUAUAAUAGAAAUAGUUUUUUUCUUUUUUGAGUCACCUGCCAGCAUCUAAAGGGGAGAACUUCACUGUCUGUCUCCCUGCCUCUUCCCUCUCCUCUCCCUCAUCUCCUGCUCUCUGUGUUUCUCCCUCCCUCACUGCAUUUUUCCCAGACUGCUGCGUCAAUGGACCCUCUGGCUCCGCUCCUUUCGUCAGUGACUUGGAGCGCUUUGAGAACUUUGUGAACUCUCUGCGUUGGAGUGGAAAGGGAUAGGAAGGGGAGAAGUUGAUGGGACGCAGCCCGGCAGCAGCAGCAGGCUCCUCGGGAGACGACAUCAGGACUCACAGCUGGAGAUAAUCCCCCCGGGUCAUGGCAAGACAGCGCAUCACCCUCCUCACCCCCCUGGCUCUGCUGGGACUCCUCGCAGGGCUGGUAGACCUUAGCCAUGGCUCUGCUCGUGAGGAUGAGGAUUACUACAUGCAGGAGCUGCUGACAAGAGAGCAUAUCAACCAGUUCCAGGAGAAGCCUGUGGCCUCAAUACCUGAUAGGCAUGAGCCGCCCAGCCCAAAACCUGCAAAGAAAGGGACCAAAGGAAAAGCAGACAGCAGCAGGCAGACGGAUAAAGCCACAGCUAAUUCAAAAGCAGUGAAAACAGCCAACAAGAAGGCUGAGAAGACCAAGAAGGGUGCCUUGAAAACCCCAAACAGCAUAUCUGAAGGAGAAGGACAAUAUAACUCAAUAAAAGAGGAAUGCCCUCCCAUGGGACUGGAGACAUCGAAGAUUGAUGAUUUCCAGCUUCACGCUUCAACCACGAAACGCUACGGCCUCGGUCCACACAGAGGUCGUCUCAACAUUCAGGUGGGUUCUGUGGUGUCUGAAGUCCAAGUCGUCCGUUGUUAUGACUUCAUUGCGUCUGUGCUCAUGAAGGUCGUCAAUGAAAUGUGCCCUAAUAUCACCCGGAUCUAUAACAUUGGAAAGAGCCACAGUGGCCUCAAGCUGUACGCCAUAGAGAUUUCUGACAACCCAGGAGAGCAUGAAGUUGGUGAACCAGAGUUUCGUUACACUGCAGGUUCCCAUGGCAACGAGGUGCUGGGACGUGAGCUGCUCCUCCUUCUGAUGCAGUUCAUGUGUCUGGAGUAUCUGUCCGGCAACCAGCGCAUACGUCAUCUGGUGGAGGAGACCAGAAUCCAUCUGCUGCCAUCCGUCAACCCCGAUGGGUACGAGAAAGCCUUUGAAGUGGGUUCAGAGCUCAGCGGGUGGUCUCUGGGUCGAUGGAGCAGUGAUGGAAUAGACAUUCACCAUAACUUCCCAGAUCUCAACUCCAUACUGUGGGAAGCCGAGGUUAAGAAGUGGAUCCCUCGCAAAAUGUUCAACCACCAUGUGCCCAUCCCAGAGUGGUACCUGUCCAAAAACGCAUCAGUUGCCGUGGAGACAAGGGCUCUGAUCGCAUGGAUGGAGAAGUUGCCCUUUGUGCUUGGAGGCAACAUCCAGGGAGGGGAGCUGGUGGUGACCUUCCCUUACGACAAAACUCGCUCCCUGGGGGUGGGCAGGGAGCAGACCCCCACCCCAGAUGACCACAGCUUCCGCUGGCUGGCCUUCUCCUACGCCUCCACCCACCGCCUCAUGACGGCAGCCAACCAAAGGGUUUGCCACACAGAGGAUUUUGCCAAGGAGGACGGCACCAUCAACGGAGCGUUGUGGCACACCGCGGCUGGCAGUAUGAAUGACUUCAGCUAUUUGCACACAAACUGCUUUGAGUUAUCGAUGUAUGUGGGUUGUGACAAAUUCCCUCAUGAGAGCGAGCUGCCUGAGGAAUGGGAGAACAAUCGAGAGUCUCUUCUUGUCUUCAUGGAGCAGGUGCAUCGUGGGAUCAAAGGCGUGGUGAGGGAUCUGCAAGGUCGCGGAAUAGCAAAUGCCACCAUCUCUGUGGAGGGCAUCAGCCACGAUAUUCGCACAGCUUCUGAUGGCGGUUCUAGACAAAUUUUAUUUGGGUUACUUUUUUAG